Paramecium octaurelia is the source of this 2085-nucleotide messenger RNA. The record is from the annotation of a GenBank genome assembly. Lineage: Eukaryota; Ciliophora; Oligohymenophorea; Peniculida; Parameciidae.
AUGAUACCAAAUCAAUUUAAAUUCUUCCUCGAUUCAAGUUGUUGCAAACAAAUAAAUGAUUCUAAGGAAUACUUUUUUAGUAUUGUAGCAAGCAGUUUACUAAAGGAGACUAAAUAUUAUGAAACAUCAGAUACUUCAAGAAAUAAAUUAAUAGAAACAAUGAAUACAAUUGCAAACAUAGAUCCUGAGUUUAUAUUGUAGGUGGCUUACUACGUUAGAAAUCAAAUGUAUAUCAGAAGUGUAAGUAAUUUCAUUCUUGCAUUUUCUAUUCUCCAUCCUAAAACUAAACCAUUCUGCUCAACAUACAUGUGUCCAACUUUGUUAAUACCUGGUGAUUUAAUUGAAGUGUGCUAAUUUGUUCAAGUGAUUUCCUAAGUUAAGAAUUCAAACAACAAAUUGGAUGGAACUAUCGACAUUAGAAAGAAAUUAUAAUUCCCAAAAUUAUUGAGAAAACAGAUCCAAAAAAAGCUUACUCAAUUCAAAGUUUAUCAACUUGGCAAACAAUGUUCAGAUUGUAGUAGAAAAAGGAAUAUUAGGAAAUAUAGAGAACUUCUAAACCCUGAUAUCAAAAACAAGAGAAGGGAGAAAAGAUUGUUGAAAUUAAAAUUGAUUAGAGAUUAGAUGAUGUUAUAAGGACCAGAUACUAAAAAUCAAUUUCAAAACUAGGCUAUCUAAAAAACAAAUAGAGUUGCAGAAAACAGAAGAAGACAUACCAGAAAUCCUCACUUUGCUAAGGUUAAAGAAACAUUAAAUGUUUUUGAUACAAACUUCAUAAGUUUAAAAGAUAUCGUCACAUUGUGUCAUGUGAAAGAGCCUAGAAGUCUGGUUAUGUAGAUUUUAGGAGCUAAGUACCCAAAGACAUUAGAAGAAUUUGAAAAGGAAUUUAAAGGAGAAAGGAAGAUGAAAUUCGAACCUGAAAAAGCAGGUACAAGAAUGUAAAUUCCCAUUCCAGUAACAUGGGAUAGAGAAUUAAGUAAAGGAUAAAAUUCAAAAAGAUAAAUUUGGGAAGACUUAAUUCAAAAAAAUUAGAUUCCUUACUUAGCUUUGUUAAGAAAUUUAAGAAAUAUUUUGAAAUCAGGUGUGAGCGCAGAGGCUCACUUAAAAGUUGUUGAGAAAUUAUCAAAUUAGUAACAAGUAGAAAAAUCAAAAGUUUUCCCACUCUAAUUUUUCACAGCCUUAAAUGAGAUUGACAAAUUGUAAGCCAUUGAAAAUGAAAAUACUAAUAAUGUUAAGUAAAAGAGAGAGAGAGGAAAAAAACAACAAGCAAAAGUAAAAUCAGAUGAAAAGGAAAUUGAAGAUGAAGAGGUCGAUGCAUCCCCUUAAGUGAUUCAAUCUUAUAAAGAUGCUAUUGAAAAAGCAAUGGAAAUAGCCGUUGAUAAAAAUUUAGAAACAAUAUCAGGUGUUACUUAUGUAUUUGUUGACGUAAGCGGAUCAAUGUGUAGUAAAAUUAGCGGUGGAAAAAAAUAUGGAUCAAUUAAUGAAUGCAAGGAUUGCGCUUUUGUUUUGGGACAUAUGAUAAGAACAAAAUGUGAAAAAUGUGAGUUUUAUUUGUUUUCGGCUCCUCUUUUUAGGGGUGAACCCUUCGUAAAGGUUGAUUUCAAUAAUGAUACUUUAUUAUAAGGAAUUUAAAGAUGUUAAAGAAAAUGUAACGAAUUAAGUCGUGCUUGCGAAAUGGUUGGAUAAACCAUUAAUAAUGUAUUAUUAAAGGAUAAGAUCAAGGCUGAUAAUAUAGUGAUAUUAAGUGAUAUGAUGGUAACCAGAGGAUUUAAUGAAGAUGGAUUAAAAAUGGAAGAAGUUAUAAAAUAGUAUCUCGACAGUGUGAAUUCAGAAGCUAAAUUCUUUUUUAUGGACAUAUCUGGUUAUGGACAAUAAGUCAGUUUUGGCCAGGAUCUAAAAAGUAAAAACUGUUUCCUUAUUAAUGGGAUGAGUGACAAUGUAUUGAAAUACAUUGCUUACGCAGGCAAAAUUAAUCAACUCGAUGAUGUUGUGGCCUUUUGUCAGGAGUUGAAAUCCAAUUAGCAAGUAGAAAAAUAGAAUAAUGACAAAGCUUAGAUAGACCAAGCUCAAUAAUUUGAAAUUGAGUGA